Cucumis melo (muskmelon) is the source of this 925-nucleotide messenger RNA. RefSeq names its product glycine-rich cell wall structural protein 1.8-like. The coding region runs from base 16 to 783 and encodes 255 amino acids. NCBI's taxonomy places the organism in Eukaryota, Viridiplantae, Streptophyta, Magnoliopsida, Cucurbitales, Cucurbitaceae. The transcript has a single exon. The record is from RefSeq and is a predicted model, not a curated record.
AAAGGAGAUCAAUACAUGCAUUCUAAGGCAUCCCUUCUCCAAAUGGCUAUCUCUAGAACUUUGUCUUUUGGUUUUCUUUUGUUGGUGAGUUUAGGCUUAGCUUCUGCCACCAGAAGUCUUCUCACCUAUGAUCCACCACAUCAAUCUGGAUAUGAUGAUCAUAACACUAAAGUAGGUUACGGACGUGACCGUCAUGAUGAACCUUAUGGUGGUGGUGCUGGUGGAGGAUAUGGAGCCGGAGCUGGCUCUGGAUAUGGAAGUGUAGGACACGACCAUGACCAUCAUGAUGGAUACGACCGUGACCAUCAUGAUCGAUCUUAUGGUGGUGGUGCUGGUGGAGGAUAUGGAGCUGGAGCCGGCUCCUCUCUUGGAGGUUCUGGAUAUGGAAAUGUAGGAGAUCAUGGGGUUGGUUAUGGUAGUGGUGGAAGUGGUGGAUAUGGAGCUGGAGUUGGCUCUGACCUUGGUGGUAGCGGAUAUGGAAGCGGUAAUGGCGGAGGGAGUGGUGGAGGAUAUGGUGAUGUAGGUUCACGUGGAAAAGGCUACGGUCGCGGUGGUGUUGGAGGAAGUGGAUAUGGAGGUAGAGGAGACUAUGGCAGAGGAGUAGGCCAUGAUGAUGUAGUUUAUGGUGGUUCCAAAGGAUACGGAGGUGGAAGUGGUGUCGGUGGCGGAGCCGGUUAUAGUGGUGGAGCACAUGGAAGUGGUGGUGGAGCUGGAAGUGGAAGUGGAAGUGGCUACGGCGGAAGUGGUGAAGAAGGAGGAUAUGAUGGUGGAUAUGCACCUUAAACAAAGGGGCAAAAAAACGUAUCGUUAAAACGAUAAUUCUUACCUAAUAUCAAUGUUUGUUAGCAAAAAUAAAGAAUUUAGGUAAGAAUGUUAUGUUUCUCUUUGAAUUUUAGUAACUUCAAUGAAUGUGAUAUUAUAAAAA